Messenger RNA from Xylaria bambusicola, 1017 nucleotides. RefSeq lists its product as uncharacterized. The coding region runs from base 185 to 808 and encodes 207 amino acids. NCBI's taxonomy places the organism in Eukaryota, Fungi, Ascomycota, Sordariomycetes, Xylariales, Xylariaceae. The transcript has a single exon. The record is from RefSeq and is a predicted model, not a curated record.
UACACUCGUUGGCUGAACUGAAGUGUUACGCAUCAAUCUUACCGAGCGGAUCAUAUCCGUUCGUACUACCGCCUGUUUCAAGGACUCAGGAUGGUAUCCGCACUGCCGAUUGGAUUCUUGCAUCGUCGAAUGGAGAAUGACCAUUCUCAUCUCACUCUACUGAAACACCUCGAUAUGAGUAUAUAUGCCUGGUUCUAGCAUAAGGGCUGGGAUAUCAUAUCCCCGAGCAGCGAAUACAGACCGCUGCCCACCCCCCUCAUUACACUUAGACAUUUGCAAGAUCAGCAUGGUUUUACUUAAUCAAUCAGUGAUACUGACUUCAAACCUCAUGCAGGUUAAGCUGCCCGCUGGUUGUCGCUUGAACUACCUAGGCUUACUACUGCAACCCCAAAGUCCCCCCAUUGGUGUUGGAGAAGGGCAACGAAUCAAUCAUAGGAAAUCUGCAUAUGUAUCAUUACCAUGUCGCACCACUAACGUUGCGUCUUUCAUCUCUUGUGCCAGAGCUUCAUGCCUGGUAAAUCUGCCGUGCCGGCUGUUAGCCGGUGAGAAUAUCAAUUCAAAUUGCUCCCGAACCGACCAUUUGUUGCCUAAACAUACCGAUACUUGUCGCAUGGUUCUUUUUGGUUUAUCCACAUUGAUACAACGUCGGGCACGGCACGGAAAGCAAAGAUCCCCAACUAUUAAGGCUGGCCCUCUGGAUAAGAGUCUGUGGCUCUUCUCGAGGCAUCAAUGCUACUCUGUUGGUGAUCUCGACGUCCAGCUCGAGGCACGCUAUAGGAGGUUAUUUCAGCUCUGGGCAAGGCUUUAGUCAGCCCUACACAUGUCUCAGACUUACCUUGCAUUGCAGCAGCGCAAGCAAAAACUUUCAUGAUACCUACUGUUGGAGACGUUUAGAUGAUUACCGACAGGCUGAAUUUAGAAAUUGCGUCUCACAGAAGAAGAAAAAAUUUCAACCUGACCAGCCUCUGAAAUGAAGUGGUGUUGACGCACGUAUUGUGUUGCCCUGUAAUACAGCUG